Molecule: messenger RNA, 1323 nt
Organism: Rhinocladiella mackenziei CBS 650.93
Lineage: Eukaryota; Fungi; Ascomycota; Eurotiomycetes; Chaetothyriales; Herpotrichiellaceae
Exons: 3
Coding region: 1-1323 (440 amino acids)
Source: RefSeq, a predicted model, not a curated record
AUGUCAUUCAAUAUCAUGCAAGGACUGUCACGCUCGUGUGUUAGGUAUGGAAUUCACGAUCCCGUCAAAACUGACGCCGAACAACGUUUCAACGUCAUCGGCUCCGCGCAAAUGGGAUAUAUUGCACUCCACAACGCUUUCAUUGCCGAAGGACAGAGGCGGGGAAAUGGAUUGCAACCUCAUGUGGUUCCUGUUCUUGGGAGGGUAUUGGCUCUCGUGGCGGCUUGUGGCAUUUUUGAGAUUUCUCUCCCUGAAAUAUCCCCUAUCCUCGGAAAGGCACCAAUGUUCGAGACUGUCGCCAGAGAGAGGAUCGCAAAUCUCCGUGGUCAUCAUGCGAGCCACAUUUUCAACUCUCUUCUCUUCCAAGGGAGUACGGAAAGUACCGCAACCGGCUUUUCUCAGAAAACUAUGUCAUUCAAAGGCACCAGGGUCGUCAUCGGACAUAUUAAGAAAGCGAAAAGGGUAGAACUUCUACCACAAUAUGUGUCGAAUCUCUGCGAAGUGUCCGGGUCCGUGGACAAAAAAUAUCCUGUGGGCACACCAGUGUAUAUGCUGUCGGGCUGGGCGAAUCUGCUGCUCCACCGGGAAGCCACGGAAAUAGACAGGGACCAGAAGACAUUCAUGAACAGAGGUUUCACGUGUACUCCAAUCAGGACGACCGACAUUCACGGGAACGCAUAUAUGUCCGGUGGGGAAAUGGGCAAGAUUGGAGUCCGGGUCAAAGAGCUAUCGGACGGCACUUUGAUGGCGAAACCACGAAAAUUCGACCAUUUCGACUACAAAUGCAGCGCGGACUAUAGCAAAGGCCAUAGCCGCAUCGAAGCUACGGGUCAAGAGAAGCUAUUUGGCGGCAUUUUGGGCACAAUGCUGAAAAUCAGCAGCCGAGACAUCGUGGGCAAUUCCAUCGAGCAUACGAUCGGCAUGUCCGCUGGUAAAGUGGCAAUUCUUUGGCGGCCGGGUGACUGGGUACUGGGUUGUUUCCUGAUGCAGACGCUCCCGCAGAGCUCGUACCUUCAGGGCAGAGCCCAGUGUUUGUAUUGUGCGGUCGAAUGCGCCGCUCUCACGGGAUGCCCCGAGGUCAUUGCUUGUGGAAGCGGACGAGUUACGGCAGAGACGCUUGCUGAAGAGGUGGAACGAGACCGGCAACGGCAGAGACAGUCAGGGAGGCUUUCGAACAGCGUUCCCACUCCUCCUCCCACGACCUCGACCAUUGGGAGUCCGCCCGUGCUUCCGCCUUACCCCUGCUUCGCCACCAGUGCGCUCACCCUCGACACCACCUACGCCUUUUUCCGCGAAAAUGGAUCCAGUACGGUCACAGGGUGA